GAGUGAAACAGGAAAAGAAGGGAAGAAGGAAGAAGAGGGAAGAGGAGGAGAGGGAGGAGGAAGAGGGUGGCGGCGGCGCCGUGGCGGAGGAGCAGGAGCAGGAGGGGGAUGGAGAGGAGAAGGCUCCUGGGUGGCAUGGCGCUCCUGCUCCUCCAGGCGCUGCCCAGCCCCCUGUCAGCCAGGGCUGAGCCCCCGCAGGAUAAGGAAACCUGUGUGGGCACCAACAAUCAGAGCUACAUCUGUGACACUGGACACUGCUGUGGACAGUCUCAGUGCUGCAACUACUACUAUGAACUCUGGUGGUUCUGGCUGGUGUGGACCAUCAUCAUCAUCCUGAGCUGCUGCUGUGUUUGCCACCACCGCCGAGCCAAGCACCGCCUUCAGGCCCAGCAGCGGCAGCAUGAAAUCAACCUGAUUGCCUACCGGGAAGCCCACAAUUACUCAGCGCUGCCAUUUUAUUUCAGGUUUUUGCCAAACUACUUACUACCUCCUUAUGAGGAAGUGGUGAACCGACCUCCAACUCCUCCCCCACCAUACAGUGCCUUCCAGCUACAGCAGCAGCAGCAGCUGUCUGCACAGUGCGGCCCUGCAGGCGGCAGUCCCCCAGGCGCCGAUCCCACCCGGGACUCCCAGGGGGCGCAGAGCAGCCCCUUGUCUGGGCCCAGCAGAAGCAGCACGAGACCCCCGAGCAUCAUCGCUGAUCCUGAGCCCUGCAACAUCGACAUGCCGGCCAACCCGGCAGCCACCAAAGCCCCUGGAAUGGAGCCCUGUGGCUCUGUGGCCGGCCUGGGGGAACUGGCCCCUGGGGGCUUCCUGGACAAGGAUUCUGAGUGUAAGGAGGAGCUGCUGAAAGAUUACAGCUGCGAGCAGGGCAGCGCCCUCCCCGACAGCAAGGAUAAGACGCCUGGUAGGCAUCGCCGCUUCACCGGUGACUCGGGCAUUGAGGUGUGUGUGUGCAACCGGGGCCACCACGACGACGACCUCAAGGAGUUCAACGCACUCAUCGACGACGCUCUGGAUGGACCCCUGGACUUCUGCGACAGCUGCCACGUGCGACCCCCUGGUGAUGAGGAGGAAGGGCUCUGCCAGCCCUCUGAGGAGCAGGCCUGCGAUCACGGGCAUCCCCACCUGCCUCGGCCCCCCGCAUGCCUGCUGCUGAACACCAUCAAUGAGCAGGACUCCCCAAACCCCCAGAGCAGCAGCUCCCCCAGCUAGAGCAGGCCCUGCCUGUGUCCGAGAACUUGGCGAAGCAACCAGGGUAGGGGAGAACCACGAAAGAAGCAUUAAGUGACUUUCAGAGAAAGUGGGACAGCCACUUGGUUCUUUUUUUUUCCCCCCUCCUUUUCCGCCUUGGUUCCUGCAUUUUUCUGCAUCUCCAGGUACAGUUUGGGGUGCCUCUCCCCCCACAUAAGCACGUUGUUGUGGAGGGCUGAGAAGUUGGUUCUGUGACUCAUUCCUCAUACCCCACCCCUUCUUCCCUUUUCAAGUCAUAUCUCGCUACCUUUGGGUCGAAGAUGUGUGUUACGAAGCCCCCAAGGAAGGGAGCCAAGACUGUGUCCUGAGGUGAUUUUGGGUGAUGGAGUGGAUUUUUGCUCUGCUGUUAGUGUAAGAGAACCUUGCUUUGUCAGUCCAGGAGAGAGAGCCGGGCUCAGCCCUGGCUGAGGGUUGUCACCCCUCGCUGCCAGCGCCUGCAGAGCCGGACUCGGUCUGAUCCUGUGGGAGGGCGAGAGCUGACGGGCACUCGUGUAGUCAGUGGGGAAGGGCUUGUCGCUGUCCCCGGUUCCAGGUGACGAGGUCAGUGCAUCACUGCAUCCCUGGGGGGCCCUGCCUGGCGUGUGCUGGCUGGCCGCAGACCGUUGCAGGUGUAGAGAUUAUACUGCCUUCUUUUUGGCUAUUUUUUUUUUAAUAAAAAGAACAAAAUCGAGCUAAAAACAAGAACUUGACCAGUGAGCAGGCAACAAUUCCGUCCUGGAAAAGGGAAGCCUUGUGGCUGCCUCUUUUACCUGGUCGGCCUUCCCAGAGCCCGGCUGUACUUGAACCAGGAGCUGUUUCAUGUGCCGGCUUGGAUGGGAGUUAUCCCUGGGACUUACGUGGGUGCUCAGGAGGCCCUAAGCCACGGUGGCAGGUAGAGGCGCAGCUUUCUGCGUCUCUGCCCAUAGGUCUGUGCCCACAGGUGGCGGUGCCCGCCCCAGCCCCAAGCACACAGUCUGCGGGCCUUUCUGUGUCGCUGUCGUAUAUGAACAGAUGAGGCUGUGGGCCCCGAGGAAGGGCAGCCCCAUAGCCUGGCUCUCUCACAGUAUUUUCUCUUGAUCCUGAGUAAUUUUUUUUUUUAACUGACCACUUGGAAAAACAUGCCUUGGUUAUCUGUGGUUUUCAUGUGCUUCCCCUCCCCCUUCCUCGAGAGUGGGAUAAGUGUAGCCUUCAUAAAAAGUCUCAGUGGCCCAGGAGGGGGCGAAGGCAGCCGUCCAGAAGGGCCACAGGGUCCUUAUUGCUGUGGUUCAGCCUCAGACAGCCGGGUGAGCUUCGUUAGGAAUGAUCUGAAUGGAGAAAGCAGACAGCCGAAGUUAACAUUCCCCGCCCAGCCCCGUUCUAGGAAGAGUUCGGUUUGUCCCCCACUUUUGAAUGGUGACAUUCAGACUAGGCAUUGACACUAUGAUAAGAAAGGGAAAAAAUACAUAUGUCUACAAAAAUAGAUAGAUCCAAGGCCGCGAGGCGAGCGCGUGACCGCAUCAGGACUCCACAAAACCAAACCCCACGUCGAACAAAGUGAAGUCCGUACACGGUGACUUUACGGGUGACCGGUGUGUGUCUGUCCGUUGCGUGUGAGCCCCCCGCCCUGUCGUCCUGUGAACGUGCUUUGAGUGGCAGCCAUUCUGCUCUGGCGAUCACAGGCCGGAGCGCAUAUGGCCCUCUCAAGGUAAUUUAUUUUAUGCAUUUACUGUUUACUGAACAAAGUCUGACUGUGUACCUGGGUGUAUUCAGCAGCAUUGUCGACGGCGGUCCCCAGUGCUCGCCAGGGAGCCUGCCCUCGAAGUACAGGUUUUACUCUGCCCGUCACUGCGAUUUGCACAUUGCUCCGUGGACACUCGGAGGCCUGUGUUCUGUUCCCUGUAGAUGGAAAUGUGGUCUGACCCCGACUGCCUCCCUCGGCAGCUCCUGGCCCUCAGAUCAGCCCCCUGCGGGCGUGUCCGCAGCCACUCGGGACAGAACGUGAAGGUGGAACUUCAGACCGAAGCUGGACUGGAUCUUCAGGGACAAGUGUGGACUAGCUGCGGCCCGAUGGCAGCCCUGCCCAGGAUUGCUGGGAGCCUUUGGCAGACACCGCAGGGCUUGCCGCCCCCUGCCGAGGCCCAUUGCAAGCAGGCCAGCCGCUGUGUGGCACGAGUGGGCGGGGUGUGUCAGCAGCCCUCAGAUGCCUUUUUUUCCACCAUUAAAAAAAUAUAUAUCCCAAGUAACUCGCUGAGGUGUCUCCAGGGAGAUCAAGUUUUACCAAAAUGAAUCCUCCCUCAGCGAACUGACCAUAUGGAUGAAUUCUGGCCCUCUUCACGGUUCCCUCCCCAGUGAGGGUGGGGAACCAGUCUGCGUGGUGAGGGUCACUGCAGCAUCCCACCCGAAAGGCAGGAGGAGAGGCUGGCGGUCCCGGGGAACUGGGCUGUGUCUCAGCAGCCCCAGCCUGUCCCCUGCUCCCGGAGGCGCCCGAGCGCAGAGAGAGGCGGGAAUGGGGAGCUGAAGGACUCGCGAGGGGCCGGGAGGUUGGAUGGAGCCUGGUGUUCUGGGCGGGUGGAGAAGGAAGGUCUCGGCCGAGGGUUUGGUGCUAGUCAGAUCUGCAAACGCGAACACAUUCCUGUGUGAGGCACAUCACCAUUUGUCAGUUAUUGUGAAUAUGUGUAUUUUAAGCAAUAAGAUUCAGCUGGUUAGACCUUUCUGGGCAGUCUCAGUGACGCGUUUCCUGUGCUGUGAUUGUUCUGCAGACAGAGUGGCUCUAACCACUGUGAGAAGCCCAAAUAAAAUCAGUCCCAAAAAUCCGA
Phyllostomus hastatus (greater spear-nosed bat) is the source of this 4028-nucleotide messenger RNA. It is a transcript of the gene WBP1L, whose product is annotated as WW domain binding protein 1 like. The record is from RefSeq and is a predicted model, not a curated record. NCBI's taxonomy places the organism in Eukaryota, Metazoa, Chordata, Mammalia, Chiroptera, Phyllostomidae. The coding region runs from base 109 to 1215 and encodes 368 amino acids. The transcript is spliced from 4 exons.